Molecule: messenger RNA, 1045 nt
Organism: Paramacrobiotus metropolitanus
Lineage: Eukaryota; Metazoa; Tardigrada; Eutardigrada; Parachela; Macrobiotidae
Product: GATA zinc finger domain-containing protein 14-like
Exons: 2
Source: RefSeq, a predicted model, not a curated record
AUCGACAACGACCAUCACGACGACAACGCCGACCACGACAUCCGCGGGCACAAGUACGACAACAACCACAACGUCCACCAGUACAACGACCGUUCCGACAACAACAACUACGUCUACGACUACCACAUCGACUACAACAACGCCCACUACCACCACAUCCACCACAACCGAACCUACUACCACAACGACACCCACGACAACGACCACGCCUACUACUACCACCACCGAAUCAACUACUGCAACAACACCCACGACAACUACGACAACGACCACGCCUACUACUACCACUACCGAAUCAACUACCACAACAACAGCACCCACGACGACAACGACCACGCCUACUACGACCACCACAGAACCAACAACCACAACACCGACUACGACCACCACAACGACAACGACCACAACUCCUACCACAACCACGGAGACUUCGACAACUACCGAACCAACAACCACAACACCGACCACGACUACUUCUACCAGUACAACAACAGAGCCGACAACAACCACGCCCACCACGACGACUACUCCAGAAACGACAACUACAGAAGAACCUACGACAACAGAAGAGCCAAUUACCACUACGGAAGCCACUACAACCACAACACCGACAACCACAACUACACCAACGACGACUACAACAAUGACAACGACAACGCCAACAACCACACCAAAAACGACCACAACACCCACUACCAGGACAUCGACAACAACCUCCACAAGUACUACGAGAACAACGACACCAACAACUACGACGAAACCAACUACUACAACGCUGCGAACAACAACGCCAACGACAACAAGGACAACCAGAACAACAACCACAACGCUACCUCCAAUGUGCGCGCAGCCAUAUACGUUCCCAAUGAAACCAAAUCCACCGCCUCCCACUAGUAUUAUGAACGCGGGCUGUUAUAUCUAUCCGGAUACGUAUGCCAACCCACUUGACACUUGCAGACAUUUAACAGCCGCCGACAAACCAGACAAAAGCUAUUUCUGGUGGUGCUGUGCCAAGUGGUCUCAAAAUCCUAAUUGCCAAGGACCU